AAAACAAGGCCAGUUUGUUGUCAAGCAACAAAAUUAUAUGCGAGUCACAGUUUGGAGGGACAAGAAAAACAUUAACUUAUUAUCAACAAACUGUUUUGGUGAACCCGACAAAGUCAAUCGUAAGCAAAAAGAUGGUACCAUCAAAGAGGUACCUUGUCCUCUGUCAGUCAAACAUUAUAACAUGUUCAUGAAUGGGGUAGACCAUGCAGAUCAGUUGAGGUCUACCUACAAUAUCUCCAGAAAGAGCUUGAAAUGGUGGAAAUACCUCUUCAACUUCCUUGUGGACAUCAGUAUUGUCAACGCAUACCUUCUUAUGAGGGAGUCUGUCAAUCACCAAAUAGUGACAAAAAAGAACAGGCCGCGUCAAAUGACUAAGCUCGAGUUUAGAAUGAAACUAGCUCACCAAAUGCUAGGACCAUUUCAUAGGAAAGGAAACAGUCGAUCCAAGACCAGUACUCCAACCACGUGCUCACAAAAUAUAAUUAGAAAGGAACCCAAAACUGGGUGUGCUCAGUGUAAUGUAAAUUUGUGCAUAGAAUGUUUUAGGCCAUAUCACAGGAAAUUAUUCCCACAGUUGUUUGUGUAA
Molecule: messenger RNA, 586 nt
Organism: Mytilus trossulus (common blue mussel)
Lineage: Eukaryota; Metazoa; Mollusca; Bivalvia; Mytilida; Mytilidae
Product: piggyBac transposable element-derived protein 4-like
Exons: 2
Coding region: 38-586 (182 amino acids)
Source: RefSeq, a predicted model, not a curated record